Triplophysa rosa is the source of this 8046-nucleotide messenger RNA. RefSeq names its product neurofascin homolog (chicken) a (gene nfasca). The coding region runs from base 379 to 4545 and encodes 1388 amino acids. Lineage: Eukaryota; Metazoa; Chordata; Actinopteri; Cypriniformes; Nemacheilidae. Gene Ontology annotation, biological process: brain development; cell-cell adhesion. The record is from RefSeq and is a predicted model, not a curated record. The transcript is spliced from 35 exons. Gene Ontology annotation, molecular function: cell-cell adhesion mediator activity.
GUCAGAGAGACAGAGAGAGAGAGGGAAUAUCAGAGAUAGUAAGAGCGUGUGGAUGCACCAAGAGAUAACCGACCCCAGAAGGCACAUCAUUAAGGAGCUACACACAUGCUUUACAUCUUGAUGACACAGAGAGUCUAAGGAUUUUAUACCAGGUGGCACAUAUGAGAGAGAGGAAUCUACUCCAAUAGGAAUGACAGGUCAGCUCACUCUUAUUAGAACCGGAGACCUUGCCUGAGAGGUAUUAGAAGUCUCUGCCAACCUCCAUCCUAAAAGUGGCCACAUUAUCCUACGCUUUUGUGUCAUACAGGGUGACUCAAAGCGUGCAGCUAAAUCAGUAGGGAGUUGGGACGGGAGGGGUCAGCCAAUCGAAGGUGAGAGAUGCGGACGCAGGGGCGGUGGGCGGCACUGGCAGUGUUGUCAAUAAUCUUGCUGCUGUCAAAGGAGGCGGUUCCAAUUGAAGUCCCACUAGACCCAAAGAUCCAACAAGAGAUGAAACAACCCCCCACCAUUGUGAAGCAAUCACUAAAGAACUACAUUGUGGACCCCAGAGAUAACAUCAUCAUUGAAUGCGAGGCCAAGGGGAACCCGGUGCCAACGUUUCAGUGGAGGCGAAAUGGCAAGUUCUUCAACGUGGGGAAGGACCCGCGGGUUACCAUGCGGAAACGGUCGGGAACGCUGGAGAUCGGAAGCAGCGGGAAACCGGAAGAUUACGAGGGAGAGUACCAGUGUUUCGCUUCCAACGACUUUGGCACGGCAAUUUCCAACAAAAUCCUGCUACGAGUGUCAAAGUCUCCUCUGUGGCCAAAGGAAGUUCUGGAGCCAGUGGUUGUGCGUGAAGGGGCGUCACUCGUCCUCCCCUGCAACCCACCUCCUGGACUCCCCCCUCCUGAAACCUUCUGGAUGGACAGUUCCAUUAUGCCUAUAUCGCAGGACAAGCGAGUAUCAAUGGGUUUGAAUGGUGACCUGUUCUUCUCCAAUGUUUUGGCUAAAGAUGCCAUCACUGAUUACAGCUGUAACGCUCGCUUCGAUUUCACACACACCAUUCAACAGAAGAACCCGUACAACCUCAAAGUCCAAACCAAUGAGCCUUAUAAUGACACCUUAGUCAACUCCACUGAUGUGUACGGUGCACGUAAUGUGGCAGAAACCCAUCCCAACUUUCUGUCUCCAAAGGGCUUGUCCAGCUCUAAAAUGGUGCUGCGGGGGGAACAGCUUCUGCUGGAGUGUAUAGCUGCUGGAGUCCCAACUCCUACCAUCAACUGGUUCAAAAGAGGAGGAGAUCUUCCCUUACAAAAGGUCAAGUUUGGGAACUUUAAUAAAACGUUACAUAUCCUCAACGUGUCUGAGGAAGACUCUGGAAGCUACAUCUGCAUGGCCAGCAACAAGAUGGGCAGCAUUCGACAUUCCGUUGACGUCCAGGUCAAAUCCGCUCCCUAUUGGCUGGAUAAGCCCACCAAUCUUGUGCUUGCCCCUGAUGAGAAUGGACGAUUGGUGUGUCGUGCAAAUGGGAACCCAAAGCCCACUAUCCAAUGGCAAAUGAAUGGGGGACCUAUAGAUAGUUCACUGCCUAACCAGCAAGUGCUGGGUGAUACCAUCAUGUUCCAUUCGGUGCAGAUCGGUGGCAGUGCGGUGUACCAAUGCAAUGCUUCUAAUGAGCAUGGAUACCUACUGGCCAACGCUUUCGUCAACAUCUUGGACAUGGUUCCACGGAUGCUAGGCCCGAAGAACCAACUGAUAAAAGUCAUUGAGAACAACAGGACUUUCCUUGACUGCCCUUACUUUGGCUCACCGUUCCCUGUGCUGCGCUGGUUCAAGAAUGGCCAUGGUAGUGGUCUUGAUGGUGGUCAGUAUAAGGUGUAUCACAAUGGUACAUUGGAGAUCAAACAGGCGCGACCUGAAGAUCAGGGCACGUACACCUGCGUCGCCAGUAACAUUCUGGGCAAGAGUGAGAAUAAGGUGAUCCUGGAGGUCAAAGAGCCCACAAGAAUAGUACGGGCCCCAGAGCACGUGACAGGACCCAGAGGAAGCACAGCUCGCUUUGACUGUCGAGUUAAACACGAUCCGUCCCUUCCCAUUACCAUCACAUGGCUAAAAGAUGACAAGCCUUUGAGCUUCGGCUGGCUGGGCCGGUUAAGAAAGGAUGAUGAAUCCAUGACCAUUCACAAUAUCAAUCCAGAGGAUUCAGGGACGUACACAUGCACUGCCAAAACUGAGAUAGAUGAAGACUCUGCCUCUGCUCGCCUUACAGUUAUAAUGGAUGACAACUCGUCUGCCUCAAAUCGUAGUGCCUCUGCAGGUCGACCCGACCCCCCUCAGGAUCUUGAACUGUCGGAUCCUUCAGCUCGCAUUGUCAGACUCACCUGGGUGCCUGGAAAUGAAAACAACAGCCCUGUUACACAUUUCCUCGUCCAGUUUGAAGAGGACAGAUGGGAGCCGGGGAAGUGGCAGAACCUGUCAAUACAUGAUGGCAACCUGAACUCAGUUAACCUGCAGCUGUCACCCUUUGUCAACUACCAGUUCAGAGUCAUAGCCAUCAAUGCAGUGGGUCAGAGUCAACCCAGCCACCCCUCUGCACGCUAUCAGACCAGCGGCGCUCCUCCUGAUGUGGUUCCAAGUGGUCUAAAAGGAUGGGGAAGCAAGAAGAACAACAUGGAGAUCACUUGGCAGCCCCUGCUGAACACAGAGAGAAACGGUCCGAACAUGCGAUAUGUUCUCUGGUGGAGAUUGGAAAACACAGAUGAAGAAUGGAACAACAUUAACACCACUAAAACAAAGCACACUAUCCAUAAUAUAGACACCUACGUUCCAUAUGAAAUCAAAAUACAAGCCGCCAAUGACUUCGGGCUUAGUCCGGUGUCUAAUGUUGUCAUUGGUUAUUCUGGGGAAGACAAACCAUCAGCUGCACCUACAAACCUCAGGGUGUCAAAGAUCAACAGCACCAAAGUAAAUGUUCACUGGACCCCCGUGGACCUCAGCAAUGUGAACGGCGAGUUUAAGGAAUACAAGUUGUACUACUGGAGGGAGGCCAGUCUGAUUAAGGGCCUGAAAGUGAACAGGACAAAGCUGCACAAAGGGUUCUACACAACGGCCGAACAUCCCUCUGGCAUCCUCACUGAACUCUAUCCUUACAGCAAAUACAAGAUGUACAUGGUCGUGGCUAACAGAGAGUUUGAGGGUCCACAGAGCAACUCUGUGGAGUUUGAAACAAAGGAGGGAGAGCCGGGCGCCCCAAAGUAUUUCAAGAUUCAGAAGCACACAGAUGUGGUUCACCUGAAGUGGGAUAAGCCCCUGGAGCCAAAUGGUGUUCUGAUUGGAUACACGAUUCAGUAUCACACAGUAAAUGGGACACAAGAGGGAGAGAGGAAGGUCCAGAGUUUCCCUCCCAACGUUACGGAGUACAUCAUGAACCUGCCUCACCGUUUCACAAGAUACAAGUUCUACCUAGCGGCUCGUACACAGGUCGGCGCUGGAGAGGUGUACGCCGUAGAGUCGCCACAUUUCACAAAUGAAGGCACCCCAGAUACUGACUCUACAGUUGUAGCGGUUAACUUUACAGAUGCCUUGAUGUUCGAAACCCCUCCCCCUCCCCUAUCCACUGUCCCAGUCCCAGAAAUACUUACCCCAGAACCAGCCACACCUGCCCCUACAACUGCUGCUCCACCUAAACCUACAACAACUACCACCACUACUACCACAACUACAACAACCACAACUACAACUGCAGCUUCCACUACAGUUGCUCCAGUUCGGCCGGUUUCUCCUAAAACUGUGGACUGGAAACUGCUGGCCCCGAAUGUAAAGAUCUGGAAUGUGACCGUGGAUGUUAACAGUGACCAUGCUAAUGUCAGCUGGAAGCACAACUUCUCCGUUGACAGCAGCGUGUUUGUGAUAGAGUACACGCCGGAGAAUAAGAGCCAGACGCAUCUACCGAGAGCUGGUAAUGGUAUAAUGAAAAGCUUUCAAGUAAACCGCGGGCCUCCCAUUAAGCUGUCCGGGCUGUUGGACGGGGUCAAGUAUCGGUUGCGGGUGUAUUCCCACGAGCACCACUCCAUCAGCAGUGACUAUGUCACGUUCGAGACAGCCUACAAGGAGUCUGAAGACAUCGCUACUCAGGGCUGGUUUAUUGGGCUCAUGUGUGCCGUCGCUCUGUUGGUUCUCAUCUUGCUCAUUGUCUGUUUCAUCAAGAGGAGUCGUGGAGGAAAAUACAAAGUGAGCGAAAAGAAAGACCUCCCAUUAGAUGCUGUUGACCAUAAAGACCAAGAUGGAUCAUUUGACUAUCAGAACGAGAACAGGUCUGUUGACAGGGAGAGGGAAAGCAGUGAUGAGGACAACAAGCCUCUGCAGGGCAGCCAGACCUCUCUGGAUGGGAACGUGAAGGAGAGCGAUGAUAGUCUGGUCGAUUAUGGUGAAGGGGGUGACGGUCAGUUCAAUGAGGACGGCUCCUUCAUUGGCCAAUACACAGUUAAGAAGGACAAAGAGGAAACGGAGGGAAACGAAAGCUCAGAGGCCACGUCACCUGUUAAUGCCAUCUACUCUCUGGCGUAGCACCUUGAGCCGGAGACGGCUCCACCAGCAGGCCGGAGGGUGCCACUACGCACUAAAAUAAUAUAUAUACAGAGAGAGUUAUGAAAAAGUAUUCAUAUACAAAGCACUGGAGUGCAUGAUCCUUAACAAGGUAUGGGGAAGUGAAGAAGAGAAACACAGGUGAGACAGCUGGUCUUUGGAAACCAUAUGAGGAACUGUGAGCAUCACCUGUGUCCCCGUGCCAACACACACACAAACUUUACGUGUGCCUUUAGGGCAACGGGGUUGAAACGUGGAACUUACAAGCAUUUCGUGUGGCUUAUGCUCAACUUUUUUAUUUUCAAAGUUUCAAAUCUGCCCCUCCCUUCUAUUUACUGUAGCUAGCAUCAAAGAAAUGGAAACACAAGCACCGGUUCUGUCACAUAUCAAGUGUGGUUCGAUCCAACUGCAGAAGAAAAUACGUUUAUCAUAUUGAUAUUUCUGCAGUGAAUGUUUUUUUCACAGCUGAUAGAUGCGUCCAAACACAUGAAUUGUCUAUACAGUGCUGGCACAGGUUGCUGUGCUAUACAAAGCUAUGCACUAUGUAUUAUCACAUCUUGCUUUUGGGUUGAAAUCGGACGUCUCAUGUUUCCUUUUUUAUGUUGUCUUUGCUAAAAAAAGCUAUAUCCCUGCGUAUGCGACUGGAUUGAUAUCAUGCUUUCAAUUGCCAUUGAAGCGUUGUUUAUAUAUUUUCACUGGCUGCAACUAUAAAAGGCCACCAAUAUUUAUAGGCUGAGGUUUAGAUGGCACCACUUGUAAAUGACGAUAAAAAGACAUUAUUUUCAAGCAUGGUAGUAUUUUAGCGCAAAGGACAAUGGAGAGUUUGUAAUAAGAGUCAAAUCUCUUAAUAAAUACGCAAUGAUAUAUUCUUUUUUUAUAUAAAACUUGCUUUAUAUAGUCCUCAAAGGAGAAUUAGGAUGAUGAUGAAAAUGGGUCACAUUUGUUUUUUUUCUUGUUUUUUUCCACUAUCUUGGUGAAGAUCUUGGUUCCAGAAUAAGUUUGUCCAAGGAGUCGAAAACCAUUUGGGGUGCAUCAAUACAUUGGUGGGGUGAGAGGCUUUCAGAGGCAGACAUAACUGAACAGUCAUCAACCGGAUUGAGCAUUUGACCUGAAAAAAGAGGUGAUAGUCCAUCAGUUCCUUUCUCAGAAUCUUCACAGAAGAAAGAAAGUGUAGCCGCAGUCUACAGUACAAAGUUCUUCAUCCAGUAUUGCGUUGUCUUUGUUUAGAGAGUGAUGGAGAAGUUUAGUGCCACUCGCAGUUUGUUCUCAGUUAUUUCGUGGUCUCAAAGUACUAUCAUUAAUUUUUCUUCUGCACUGCUGAAUUUUUCAGUUCCUUUCUUUCAGAGGCCUUCACAGUGGGAUCCAAAAGUCAGAGAAAACUAAAAUAAGCAAACUUUUAGUGCGUAAAGCAAAGAAAUAACGUUGAGAGAUGUUUAAAACUGUGCCCUGUUUCUGCAUCACUGUCAAGUGGUGAAAUGCACUCAGUAUCAUUUCUGGGAUAACAUGGAUUACACCGGACGGUGUAGUGCGACGUGACACGCGGCUUGUUCUAAUGGGAUUGUCACGCUGCGCCACAUCCAGUGUGGACAAAAUGUUUAAUUAUGAUGAGUUCUAAUGCAUUCUAUUGUCUCAUCGCGUCGCGUCCGGUGAAGACACGGUGUUAUCAUAAAAUACAAUAUAUAAUACGAUUCUAAAAAUGUGUAUAUUUUGCAUUUAACCUUUUCUCUCAUAUUCUCUGAAAUCAAUUUAAAAUAUAUUCAAAUUGGAAAUGAAUCCCAAUGGAAGUGUUUUCAGUAGUCGUCCCAAUUUUUUGGAUCCCACUUUAUAUUUAUUUUAUUUAUGGAAAUAUAGGGACUAAUAUAUUAAUAAUUUAUUGAUGACUGUUCAUUCAGUUGUAAUAACUAAUGUGACUGGAUGACCCAUCUGUGAUUUGAGCACAUUGUGAUAGCGUCUCUGUGUACAGUAGGAAUACUUCAGAGAUCAUGUAAAAUAAUGAAAUGUAAUGUCACCAUUAAAGGGGCUAUGUCUUAUUUGUUAUUUGUGCUGCUCUUUUUAGUAUUACUAUUGUUGUAUCACUGUUGUGUUCAUAUAUUAGAAUUGAUUUAAUGUAACUUACUUAACAACAAUGAAGAUAUUGUGUAUUUAUUUUUCUCACAUAGGGCAUCAGUCUUGUAAUCAUCUAUGUAAAUAUUCAUUGGUUUGGUUUUUACAGUUUUACUGUACUACAGUAAGUAUCUGAAUCUAUAAUAAUGAUUAAUAAUAAAAAAAUGCUUUUGGUGCAUCCCAAAAUGAAAGACUCCAUGCACAGGUUUGAAUUCGGGUUUAGCCAAAUGGAUUUGGGGUCUUUAAAUGAUAUUUUAAUGAUUUUUGUGUCAUGUCAUUUUUGUUGGGUCAUGUAGGCGACAUAAUGAACCUCUUUAAAACGAUCCAGGUUUGUCACUAAACUCCUGAUUUCAGGUACCUGGCAGGCACCUAGUGAUGAUGUAAAUAGCAAAUGCUGUAGAAUUGUACCAUUGUAGCAUUCCACCUACCGAGGAUAAAACAAGCUUUUUGUAUUUUUGAACUGUGUUACACAGAAGAAAUGGUUUGUCAUUUCCUGUUCAUGUAUUAAUGCACCAGUCUCCCAUAAUGCCUUUCGCCUCUGACACAUCUAGGCCCAGCAGAUCACGUGACUGCUCUUUGAAAAGGACUGAGCAUCAGGUCCUAACAUCCUGAUAGAGGUGUGAUGUCCAGUACAAUGCCUUCAGAUUAAAGACAAAUGUGUUUAUGAAAUUCCUUGGACCACACUGUGGACCGCUUCAUUCAUUUUGGUUUUUCCAAUACCUCAAAGCAAUACUCUCCUUAUUUGCCUUUUGAUGUUCUGUUUCCUGCACAAUAGGUACCAACUUAUGCAGUUCAAGUAACUUAAUGUACAUGUACAGAUGACAGACUUUGGUAAUUUUGAUGCUGGUGUGAACCUAAAGGCUUAAACGCCUACAGCUACUUUUAUCAUCAUCACAAACUGUUGAACUGCUAAAGUAUCAAAUAUUCUGUUUUUCUUCUGAUGUUAUAUUAUUUGCGAGCUCAAUAACUGGCAACAUGCAUUAUCAACAGUAGUCACAAUACAACAAGAAUGACAAUACAAUAACUGUCACAUUUCACUUUUCAAAAAACUACAGAACAGUACAUAUACUGUACACGAAUGACGGUUGUUAUUAUUAUAUAUAGUCAUUUUUAACCAGCUGUCCAGCAGGUUUUUAAAUGGCAUCAUGCAGCUUAACAGUGUUCUUCUGUAAAUCUGGCUAGAGAGAAAUGGCCAGUCAUUUUGUUCACCAUGUAUGCAUUUAUGACAAGAUGCUGCAUCUUAUCUGCUCGAGACGUCUUUCUUUAAAGUAAUGCUGUGUCAGUUUCUCAACCUUCUGAUCUGUCAUUGCCUCUGAUUAUUCCUCUUGUGCUCCAAUAAAUAAGUUCUCCCAUUUCAACAGGCAAGAAUUGCUGAAUUUG